GCUUGUGCGGCGGUGGUGGUGGUGCAGAGGCGGUAUGGGUGCCGGGCGAUGAUGCUGGAGACGGUGGCGGCGGUGCCGGGGAUGGUGGGGGGAAUGCUGCUGCACCUGCGGUCGCUGCGGCGGUUCGAGCACAGCGGGGGAUGGAUCCGGGCGCUGCUGGAGGAGGCCGAGAACGAGCGCAUGCACCUGAUGACGUUCAUGGAGGUGGCCAAGCCGCGCUGGUACGAGCGCGCCCUCGUCAUCGCCGUGCAGGGCGUGUUCUUCAACGCCUACUUCCUGGGCUACCUGCUCUCCCCCAAGUUCGCCCACCGCGUCACCGGCUACCUGGAGGAGGAGGCCAUCCACUCCUACACCGAGUUCCUCAAGGACCUCGACGCCGGCAAGAUCGACAACGUCCCCGCCCCCGCCAUCGCCAUCGACUACUGGCGCCUCCCCCCCGACGCCACCUUGAAGGACGUCGUCACCGUCGUCCGCGCCGACGAGGCGCACCACCGCGACGUCAACCACUUUGCAUCCGACAUACACUACCAGGGAAUGGAGCUCAAGGAGACUCCGGCGCCGCUUGAUUAUCAUUAAGAGCGCUCCGUAUGUUGGUGUGUGGGAUCUUAUAAAUAUAGGCAUGAAUUAAUAUUGGUGAAUAAAAUGUGUCAAUAUAGAGAGAGAGAGAGAGAGUCAUGUUUGGCUGUUUUUGGUUGCUGCUGAUCCACUUGUGAUGGUACAUUUGAAAUGCAGAUUUAGUGUGUAUUGGUCGUCGAUUCACCGUGUUAUGCUAGUAUAUAUCCUUCCUUGUUAGUGGGACGUAAUAUUGUGUAUAGGUGUUUUUUUUGGCAAGCAUUAACGGAUGAUACUUCUUUCUAUUUU
Ananas comosus (pineapple) is the source of this 861-nucleotide messenger RNA. Its product is annotated as ubiquinol oxidase 1a, mitochondrial. Gene Ontology annotation, molecular function: alternative oxidase activity. Gene Ontology annotation, biological process: alternative respiration. Bases 49 to 576 code for a protein of 175 amino acids. The transcript is spliced from 2 exons. NCBI's taxonomy places the organism in Eukaryota, Viridiplantae, Streptophyta, Magnoliopsida, Poales, Bromeliaceae. The record is from RefSeq and is a predicted model, not a curated record. Gene Ontology annotation, cellular component: mitochondrion.